Molecule: messenger RNA, 410 nt
Organism: Enterobius vermicularis (human pinworm)
Lineage: Eukaryota; Metazoa; Nematoda; Chromadorea; Rhabditida; Oxyuridae
Source: the annotation of a GenBank genome assembly
CUGUGUCACCAAAAAAUACAAGUCAUAAUCCUUUUUUUUUUAUUCAUAUAUUUUAAGCCAACAACCAGUAACACCACCACCACCACCAACAACAACAACAACAGUAUCGGUGCCAAUAACAGUAAUGCAAAUUGUACAGUUGAUUAUUCUACACAUCCAAAAAAGCCACCAUACAGUUAUUCACAGUUGAUUGUUCAAGCAAUGAAACAUUUUGGUGGACAAAAGGUGCUAUUAACAGAUAUUUAUGGCUAUAUCAGAGAACGUUAUGCUUGGUACAGACUAUGCGAUCCAUCUUGGCAGAAUUCCAUACGUCAUAAUCUGUCGUUGAAUAAACAAUUUAUUAAAAUACCACGUUCAGCAGAAGACAAAGGCAAAGGUUCCUAUUGGAAAUUAGAUUUUAGCCGGUAAUU